Molecule: messenger RNA, 1827 nt
Organism: Brienomyrus brachyistius
Lineage: Eukaryota; Metazoa; Chordata; Actinopteri; Osteoglossiformes; Mormyridae
Gene: degs1
Product: delta(4)-desaturase, sphingolipid 1
Exons: 3
Coding region: 451-1422 (323 amino acids)
Biological process (GO): ceramide biosynthetic process
Cellular component (GO): membrane
Molecular function (GO): sphingolipid delta-4 desaturase activity
Source: RefSeq, a predicted model, not a curated record
AUACAUGUAAUAUGAACUUAUUUUUAAUUGCUUUGCUGUGGUAAGCGUGUCCCCAUCGCCUUCCCAAACGUAGCGGUAUUUGGGCAACGCUGUGGCCAGCCCGGUGAUGUGGGUGUUUGGCCCGUGGCUGUAUUAAUGUAGUGCCGACAAACUGGCUUGUCCAUUAGAGACGCUCGCAGAGAUGAUAGUAGUGAAGACUGUACGGCCGAACGGUAUAAUUUACAUGUUUUAUGUGGACAUAGGCGUCGACGUGGUCAUACGACGGAAGGAUGGUGGUAAAUCGGGUUCCGGGUCUCGCCGAGUAACAGUCCAGUGAGCGAAAGGGAGCUUGUCUGUGCCAGGGUAGAAGAUCGCGGCGGUGGCGAUGUCGCUUGUUUUCUUAUUUCUUGGUCGUCUCCCUCGGGGUGGCGCUUAUACGGUCGAUAUACAAACAGCGGGUCGUUAUAAUCGAUGGGAAGCAGAUUUCAGUGUGAGGUAGAAGGUGGGACGUUUUCGGGGAUGUCGGCGGCGGAUGACAGCGAAGCGGAGAGAACAAAAUACCCAGAGAUUAAAUCGCUGAUGGGACCAGAUCCGAGGCUGAAGUGGAUUGUCAGCAGCAUGGUGGUAAUGCAGUUUGUGGCCUUCUACGCUGUCAAGGACUUGGAGUGGAAGUGGGUGCUGUUUUGGACGUACAUUUUUGGUGGCUGCCUGAACCAUUCGAUGACUCUGGCUAUCCACGAGAUCUCGCACAACACGGCUUUUGGCAACAACAAGGCAGUGUGGAACCGCUGGUUCGCCAUCUUUGCUAACUUGCCCGUGGGGCUGCCAUACUCGGCAUCCUUCAAGCGCUACCACAUGGACCACCACCGCUACCUGGGUGGGGAUGGCGUGGAUGUAGACAUCCCCACGGACUUUGAGGGCUGGUUUUUCUGCACGCGCUUCCGGAAGCUCAUGUGGGUCGCCCUGCAACCAUUCUUUUAUGCACUGCGGCCGCUCUCCAUCAACCCAAAGACCCCAAGUCGGCUGGAGCUGACUAAUGUAGCGAUCCAGCUGGUCUUUGACUUGGGCCUCUACUGGCUGUGGGGCAUCAAGCCUGUGGUCUACAUGUUGGCAGGCUCAUUGCUGGGCAUGGGGCUGCACCCCAUAUCUGGCCACUUCAUCGCCGAGCACUACAUGUUCCUCAAGGGCCAUGAGACAUACUCGUACUACGGCUCGCUCAACCUGCUCACCUUCAAUGUGGGCUACCACAACGAGCACCACGACUUCCCCAGCAUCCCUGGAUGCAGGCUGCCACUGGUCAAGAAGAUAGCAUCCGAGUACUACGACGACCUUCCGCAGUACACAUCCUGGGUCAGGGUGCUGUAUGACUUCAUCAUGGAUGAUGAGCUGAGCCCCUACUCGCGUGUAAAAAGGAAGCUGAAGGGAGAUAUCAAGCUCGAGUGACUGCUGUGGCUGAUGUUUAAAAGUGCAUUUUUUAAUUGGUAUGCCUGUUUUCAUUGAGAGGAUUUCAGUGAGUGUGUAUGUGGAAAGACAAGGCAUCUUCCUCCCACCUGCCUUCUCUCUAAUGUGGGGUGAAGAUCCUGCUUUCAGUGCUGAGGGUGAUUGUGUCCUUCCCUUGAGGCAGAGUGAAUGUGGGACCUGCCUGCUUGUGCGGGUGGCAUGUGGUGAGCUCUCCUUCUGGUGGGGACGUGUGAGUGAGGAUGAUACUUAGUGGAUGCCGGCUGUUACACUUCUUGCCCCUUUGGUGUGGCUGCUUGUCAGUCUGGGCCCUGACGUUUAAUCCUUGCACCCUACAGUCAGUAUUGUGGAUCAAUGGCCCACUUUUGCAAUAAAACACACACCAUGCUA